UCACACAAUGUGAAGCUUAAAGUGUUUGGGGGACAAUUGGCCCUAGCCCAAUUCUUUACCCUCCACUUAACUAGACACAAGGGUAUUGCGAUAACUAGCUAGUAACCUUUGCUAUGUGUGGAAGUCAUUUAAAGUUGUGAAUCAAUCGUUAAAGUUGUUAACAUUUCUCCCGUUAUUGCAUUAGUUCCCUUCUGUCUACUUUAAACAUGUGUAAGUUUUAAAACUGUUUCAUCAUUUAAAGAUAGAUUUAAGUUAAGAUUUUGCCGAUUUAGGAGCAUUUUAAAUUUAAAAAAAUUACUUAGGUUCGCUAGGAAGGACCUCUACAUCAGGGCCUUCCUGAGAGGUCUACUGCUUUAAGAUGGCGGCUGUUUACAAACGCAUGUAGUCCUUAAAACAUGUUGGCAGUGCAGCAGUGUCUAUCAUUUGCAUCUAGUUCUAUAAUAUGAUAUCUACCGUGUCAUGUGGGCGUAGUUUGUCGGCUAUGGCUGCAGUCAGGUAUUAUUGGAGCCACCUAGCAUCGCGGUUGCAACGGCGUCUUCCCCACUCCUGCUCUGCUCUGGUCCCCAAUACACAACAGAGUGCUCUGUGGGUUCAGCAGGCUCUGAUAGAGAAACGGAACUGUUGAACAACUGUUCUGAGAAUAUGGUGACCAGCACAAUGGAGCUCCAAAUGGACAUCCAUCCUGCCACUGCGGACGCCCUGGAUGAGAAGAAAAAAAAAGUCUGUGCGCAGAAAAAUGUUCAUUUUGAAUGAGCUGAUUCAAACCGAAAAGGCCUAUGUGCGAGACUUACGGGAAUGCAUUGACAUUUACAUGAGGGAGAUGUUGACAAAGGAGGAUGAGAUCCCUCAAGGAAUCGCCAAUGUGGAGCACAUCAUCUUUGGGAACAUUAUGGACCUGUAUGAAUUCCAUCACAGCAUCUUUCUUAAAGAGCUGGAAAAAUACCAACACGUCCCCGAAGAUGUCGGAAAGUGCUUUGUCACAUGGGUAUGUAUAUCGCUUCCUCAGUAACCAUAAUCACACUGAAAAAUGAUCGUAAAUAAUUCUAAGCAUUUUUUAAUAUGCUGAUGAAUUCCAACUACACGUUGAAUACUGCAUGAACAACGAAGAAUCCACUCGGCUCAUCAUGGAGCAUGCUGUGAACUAUUUUCGUAAAAUUCAGCAGAAGCACGGACCCGCCUACCCAGUGAAUUCUUACCUGCUGAAGCCCGUGCAGAGAAUUACAAAAUAUCCACUCCUGCUAAAGGAUCUGAUGGAUUGCUGUGAAGAAGGGAAAGCUGAGCUCAAGAUGGCCCUGGAUGUGACUCUCAGCAUUCCCAAGAGAGCCAACGAUGCCAUGCAUCUCUCCGUGCUGGAAGGAUUUGAUGACAGCAUUGAGUCCCAAGGCGAGCUGCUCCUACAGGAGUCCUUCAAGGUGUGGGAUUCAAAAAUACCAUUCAGGAUGGGCAAAAAUAGACAACUCUUCCUCUUGGAGAAGUCCAUGGUGGUCUGCAAGGUAGUCAAGGACAACAAGGGGAAGAGCAGAUAGCCGAGAUAAAGCUGACAGAGCACCUGAGGGGAGACCCCUGCAAGUUUGCUCUUUUGUUGGGCCGAACCUCGACAUUGAGCAAGAUUGUUCUGAAGGCUUCCACUUCUGUGACCAAGAUGAACUGGAUCAAACAUAUCCAGAAGCUGAUCCAGGAGCACACCAUCCACCUGAGGGAGGCACUCAAGCAGCCGAGGCGUAUUCCCAAAAGUAGCACAGACAAGCUCCACAAGAGUCAAAGGAAUGGAAAACAUCACGGACAUGAGGGUGAAAGAAAGAUUGAGGCCUGCUACAUUGGAGGACCCUGGCUAUUACUCGGUACAAAGAAAAGUGGGGUUCGCAAAAUGACAUACACAUAGGAACUUACAUGAACUUGCACACGUUGACAAGAUCCUUGUAAAAAAAAAAAUAUUUCAAAAUGUCUAUGUUUAAUAUAUGUAUAUAGUGUAUAUAAUUUAUGUUGUUUUUGUACACUUUUUAAAAAAUAAUUUCUUGUAUAU
Corythoichthys intestinalis (scribbled pipefish) is the source of this 2023-nucleotide messenger RNA. Its product is annotated as triple functional domain protein-like. Gene Ontology annotation, biological process: axon guidance. Gene Ontology annotation, cellular component: cytoplasm; extrinsic component of membrane. The record is from RefSeq and is a predicted model, not a curated record. Gene Ontology annotation, molecular function: guanyl-nucleotide exchange factor activity. The coding region runs from base 1095 to 1526 and encodes 143 amino acids. NCBI's taxonomy places the organism in Eukaryota, Metazoa, Chordata, Actinopteri, Syngnathiformes, Syngnathidae. The transcript is spliced from 11 exons.